This is a messenger RNA of Stereum hirsutum FP-91666 SS1, 906 nucleotides long. RefSeq lists its product as uncharacterized. The record is from RefSeq and is a predicted model, not a curated record. NCBI's taxonomy places the organism in Eukaryota, Fungi, Basidiomycota, Agaricomycetes, Russulales, Stereaceae. Bases 1 to 906 code for a protein of 301 amino acids. The transcript has a single exon.
AUGCCGAAGACAGCCGCCCUCAGCGGCAAGUUCGGCGUUCGCGGUACCGGCUAUGGUAGCGACGAGGAUUUCACGAGCAGCAACAGCAACAAUGGCAGCAGGAAUGGCGCAUACCAAGUGCCGUCUGCCCACACCACCGUCAUCUCCGGUGGUACGUCCCUUGGAACACCCACCGUCGCCAGUACUCCCAUCCUCGGUGGCAACAACAGCAACAGCGGCUCUCCCGUCGUUGGACCCUCCAAGUCCGAUGCCGCUGUGUCCUGGAGGCGCGGGGGAAACAACAACUCUGUCCUCAACGGCGCGAACAGGCCCAGCGUGAAGAUCACCCCUCCGCCCUCGGACGCAUCUUCCCCGCCUCCCUCGACCGCCGUCAGCCCGUUACGCACCCGUCCUCAGCCGCUCCAUUUCUCCGCUGCGGUCUCGCAGCCCAUGAGCAACGUCGCCAUUGACGAGAGCGCAGACGAGGGAGACGAGUCUUCCGUUACCUCUUCGUCCAAGUCUGCCGCUUCGUCCGGACAGUCGCCCACGACACCCGACUCGGCCUCUUCCUCCACCGCGUCUGCCGAUCAGCAGUCACUCUCGCCGCGCGAGGAGGCCGCGAAGAAGCUUUACGAGGGACUCGGGAUCGGGAGGCCCCUUCCGGGAGGAGUGAACGGUGCGGGUGCAGGUGCGAGUGCGAUGGGACGUUUGGGAUCCGUGUCCGCUACGAUUCAGAAUGGUGCUGGCGCUACGCAGCGCGUGAUGAGCAGCCAGCCGAUGAGGCAGCCUCGAGGGCCGCCAAGCGGUGCGGACGAGCUGGGCCCGAGGAAUUUCGCGACGAGGAUCAGGAGGAAGGCGAUUGGGGGUUUGGGAGCGCUCAUGGCUAGCGCGAGGGAGAGGAGGGAGAUUUCGAUCGAGGCGUUCUGA